AUGGGUCGGCUCGACCGGAGUGAUACCACGGCCUCACAGAAAACCGGCGUGCAACAACCACAGCGUUGUGUUUUGCCGUACCCGGUACAACAAUUUGUGGAUCACACAAAGAGUGUUCCAUGCGAGAAUCGAAUCAGCGACACGUUGCGCGGUAGCCAGUCGCCCACCAACGCGCCAACCGUGCAGUCUGACAACCAGAUUGAAAUUUUCGUCUGUUCUUACACGAAGGUCACCAAAGCCCACGACCCAACUCUAUUUGAGGCCGUUCACCGGUUAUCUGGAGUUCUCGGCCGGUACAUGGUGAUAUACAAUCAACUCAUAGAAUGCUGCCACCAGAACCUGCAAGUCCAGAAGACUGUAUUCAUCGAUAAUAUCAUCAAAGCUCUUGUUUCUAGGAUACUGGAACUGAGGGCUGGAUUAGAAAAAUUGGAAGGAAGUCGAUUUCAAUUCAUUGGACAUGGGUUGACCGAAGUUCAUCAUACGAUAUUUGAUAUUGACAUGACAGCGAUACCUUUGGAAGAAGGCAGACCAAAGCACAUACAGAAAGAAUUUGAUAAAAUACUAGCUAAAGUAAAGGAAAUUAAAGAAUACGUUGAAGAAGAGGAAGUAGAAGAAGAAGAAAUCGAAGGGCCAAAGUAUACGUUUGAAGAAUUGUGGGGAAUAAAACUAGAAGAUGAUGAGCCUGUGUUUAAAGCGAAAGAAGUGGAUCUGAGUAUACCGGAAGAAUUGCGCAAAACAAGGGAAUAUCUAGCUCUGAUACUUGCACAUGAGAAAACCAGACAAGUAAUGAAAAUGAUGAAAAAGAGACAACUUAGAAGAGAAACGUGGGUAAAGGAAUUGACCGGGACCUUGCAGCCACCGGCCAGAUACGAGAUUAGAGAAAGAAGUUCAAAACUCAUUUCUAAAGUAUUCAGAGCAUACUUCGAGUUGAAACGACGGCGAAUUAAAGAUUGCAAAAGAGAUCAAUUAUUGGGAAUUAAUAUUUGUGAAUCGCAGAAAUUUUAUAUACAAAGAAAUAAUGCUGAUAAAAUGCUUCAUGAUCGCUCCAAACUACGUGGCAUAUAUGAGAAAGAAUGGAUAAAACAACGUAAUAAGAUAAAGGAAAAUAUUUUGAAAUAUAAGCAAGCAAAAAUCUGUGAUGAACUAAGGGACCAAAUAAGGGAGUGGUUCCUUCAAUGGUUUGAUGCAGUUCAAUUUUUCUACAAUAUUCCCAAAGAAGGAUCUAUUGCAAUCUUCAAGGGUGAUGUUCCUAGUCCUCAAGAUUGGUAUGAAGAGAAUGAAACGCGACUGCAAAAAAUUGCUGCAGACAAAAAGAAAAAUACUCAAGAUAUAUUUGAAAAGAUCAACUUUCAUGCGCAGGUUAUAGAUUACUACCACCAAUCAUGGGACAUCUACGAUAUGUGGGAAACUAAGGAGGUAAAAGAAAAAUUCGUUCAUGAAGUGGAUGUGAGCAACGCUAUUAUAGAAGUGUCCCUUGAAGUUAUGCCAAAGGUGGAUGAAGAUAUGAGGAAAGAACUAACCCAACUAAAGAAAGCUUUAAUAGAAGAUUACAAAACCCUCGAAAGGGAAAUGCCAAUAGAUGUGACCAAACCGAUAAUCAAAAGGGACAAAAAGAAGAAGAUAGCUCGUAUUAAAUUGAAUAGUAAAGUUAAGAAGAUGAUCGAGGAUCUAGCUUUACAAGAUGUCAUUGUAGAUUAUCCUAGAGUGAAACUAGAAGACUUUAUUGGGGAUCCUAACUUCGCUGGUGAGGAUCUAAGGCGACAAAUUGUGCCAACAUUUCCAUUCAAUUUUGAAAUCCGAGCAUACUGGUGGGAAAGAUGUCGAGAAGUGAAUCAUCGAUUCCACAGAAUACUGUUGGUUGGACCCAAAGGCAGUGGCAAGGAUAUACUAGUUAAAGUUUUAGCUUCUAUUAAUGGUAGUUGUGCUAACCCUUGGUCGGCCAAAAGCAAAGCUAUGUUGAAGUCGUUUCCUACAGUUUUGCUUCUACCAAACAAUACGUACUCAACGGUCGUGCAGAUAUUGAAGGAUUGGGUGGUCAAGUAUGAAGUGUUACCAUCAAACUUCAACGUGACCAACCUGGCUUAUGUCUUGCAAGGAUACAGCUUCGGGUAUGUGAAAGAAGCUCUGGAGAGAUUCAUGUCCGCUGACAGAAUUAUCAAAAUAGCUGCUUAUGGAAUCACUCCUAUGGAAGUCUAUGAUUACAUAUUGAACGAUGAAAAUGCUGCCAAAGUUAUUAUCAAGAUGAACCACAAAAGACGUUAUAGCGCCAGUAACCAAUACCGUGGUUUAGAAGAGGCCCUAAAUAAUAUACUCGAAGAUAGUGAUGAUGGUUUGGAGUACGACUUGGCCAUAAUUCCACCUGAACCAAGUGUUGUUACCGACAAAGAGGAGGGUUUUGAUGAUGAAACUAUUGCAAACAACUUGCCAGGUGAUGUUCCAGGAGAAAUCGAGGUGUUUGUGCAAAAUAUUGGCACUCUUUCGGAUUCUGAGGACGACAGCGACAAUGAACCAUUGGCUGCAAAACGAACUCGGAAAAACAAUACACAACGUUCCAAUGAAUCAAGUGAUGCACAAAAUCGAUCGGCUUUGAAUGUUCCGACUUGGCAUAAUGAUGAUGUGAAUAUAUUGAGAAAAGCGCUACUAGUUUCGCGUCGCGCGGACGCGGCGACGUCGCGCACGCCGCUCAUGAGGAAGAACCCCUCUGUGGUUCGAAACUAG
Molecule: messenger RNA, 2718 nt
Organism: Spodoptera exigua (beet armyworm)
Lineage: Eukaryota; Metazoa; Arthropoda; Insecta; Lepidoptera; Noctuidae
Source: the annotation of a GenBank genome assembly